CGCUUCGUCUAUCGGACGGCCACUAUUCUGCAGCAUCAUGGCCGCAACGGUCGUGUAUGAUCCCCCUAUCGACCCAGGCACCGAGAAGCUCGUCAACAACACCAGGCCUGUCUUGCUUGCGACAUUGAAGGUUUUCGAGCGUCAGUUCGCCCACCGUGGCAAGGUCAACGCUGUAUUGGGCGUUCCAGCACAUCCCGACACAGCCAUCGCAACGCAGGAUCAAAGCGAUACAUCAAGUGCAAUCGUGCAAAUCGCUACUUCGACCAAGAAACUCCCGAAGUCGCAACGUCGCGCUCGUCUUCGACGCCUCAGAGAAACCAGCGAUGUGCAAGAGGCCCGACGCUUGACAAGCGAUAUCUUGACUGAAUGGAACGGAUGCGGCCUUCAUGUCUUCGAGGCCAUCAAGAUUCUUGCCGCUUUUCCUAGCGAAACCAUCUCUGCUGUCGAGAUGCUGUUUGCGGCACUUGAGAAGCUCGCCCAACUCUGGGCCAAGGAACAAGAUACCCAGAAAAUUUGGCGUCAGCUCAACCGCGAUAGUGGUCGGGCAGGACGCUACAUCAAGAGCGCCGACCGGACACUCACCCAGAUCAUCUGUCGACACUGGAACCUGAAGUUCAAAGCGAGUCAGGUCGACACCUUCGAUUGGUCGUCCGUCAUGCUUCGUUCCCUCCGCAUCUUCAGCAUGUUUUCCGGUCACUUGGCUGCGCCCACCGACAAAAGCACUUUUGAUGGGCCAAACCAGAUUCUGCUACCCUCUGCUGGCGUGGCUCUGCGCUCCGUGCACGAGGUGCAGUACAGCCGCAUGAUAGUGCUCAAAGUGGCUGGUCAAGAUCUACCCCAAGAGCUGAUCGAUAUGAUCCUUGACCGGGUCAGUUCGCAUUCGGUAGGAUUCAAGGUCGUUGUGGGUAUUGCUGGCAACUAUGGAUCUCAAUUCCGCUGUCGUAUUGGCAAGAGGAUAGCUACGACCGCCGAUCAGACUAUGUAGGACAUCCGAAUCAGUCUGACAUCUGGAAAUGUCGUUCGGACCAUGUGCGCUGGCAAAAGAGCACAUCGGAAUGGCGGAGCCUAUGUUCAUGCUUCACUGAGGUUCUAGCCAACCCC
Molecule: messenger RNA, 1101 nt
Organism: Cercospora beticola
Lineage: Eukaryota; Fungi; Ascomycota; Dothideomycetes; Mycosphaerellales; Mycosphaerellaceae
Source: RefSeq, a predicted model, not a curated record